Messenger RNA from Dichomitus squalens LYAD-421 SS1, 1642 nucleotides. RefSeq lists its product as uncharacterized. Bases 759 to 1613 code for a protein of 284 amino acids. The record is from RefSeq and is a predicted model, not a curated record. The transcript is spliced from 5 exons. Lineage: Eukaryota; Fungi; Basidiomycota; Agaricomycetes; Polyporales; Polyporaceae.
CACUUGACCGUCGCGCCCUGCGUCUCGUCGACGAGAUCCGAACACAAAUACCGGGACGGAUUUCAAAGGCUUCGGUACUCGCCAGAGAACUCUCAUUCGAUGUAUGGGACGCGUUAGGGGACGAGAUGACGGCUCCGCUACCAACAUAUUUCCGCUCGACAUACGACGAGAACGGCGACCUCCCUCCUGCCCCGCACGCGAUGCCGAGAAGGUUCUGGGCGAAAACGGCACAGGGCAUCAUUGCACGGUACUGGGCUGUCACCAUGUGGCGGCGUCUCUACGCGGGUGAUCCAACUGUUAGCACGACAGAGGCUCUGGCUGGCUGGUCAGCUUUCUACGGAUGGUCCCCUCAGGAGAUUGAGCGCGAGCUGGAUUAUUGCGCCCAGGAAUGCCUUGAGUUCUUGCCCCGGUCCGGAAAGAAGAUUGUUUGGGACCCCUCGGAUCCUGACUUCAACCUCCAUCGAGCGUGUAGGACAAUUAUCGAGUACAUGGAAGAUCAGGAAUGGAUAGGCGACGACUUCGACCCGGAUUCGAACGAGUAUAUCUUCAACUCGUACCCGCAUGCGAUACUCAGGGGAGAGCGAACGUUCCCUCUGAGUCGCCUCUCCCUUACAUGGCUAUUCCUGGCUCUCUGCGACCGCCUGGAACUGUUUGCAUACACCGUAACCAUACCGGGGCCAGUACCGAGGCCGGCUUGCAUAGUCCGGAGGGGCGGCGGCGCUCAAGCUCUCGCUCUUGAUGAUCCAGUGGUUAUAGAAAUGAGUGUUACUGGAAGCGCACCGUCGAUCUGCUCUCUAUCUGACGUCCCUUCCUUGAAGGAGCCGUACGAGGCUGGGGAUCCUAUCGCAGAACUACCUCGCACAUGGUUUCUCGUGGAGGCCAUAGGAGACGCAUCCAACAAUCUUACGCUGCAUGACGACGCGCGUGUCUGGGAAUGGUCUACCAGGCAUCCGAAUAGGAGAUUCAUUGCAUCAUAUGCAGUGCAGUGUGCCCUUGCGGCGACUGCUCGUCCUGAAUGGGACGCGACUUAUAACUUCCCUGAGCAGCUGCAAGACAUGCUACCGCUUGACCUCCCUGUUGUCGUUCUUGAUGGUGUCUGGUCUGGACAUUCGGGACCAUUCGCGGAAAAGCCAUUCGUGAAAGCAGUCGAGGAACUAGCACAGCGGUCGGAGAAUCUCGAGACACUGGUCAAACGUCGCCUGCAACAUCUCGGCCCCGAGCUUGGCCGCAUUGGGACAAUUAUCACUUCCAGGCCAAGUGAACCAUACUUGCCACGAGGUGUUAUCUUUGGUUGGGAGAGCAAUGGUCAGACAGUAACAUAUACGCUAGCUUUCCCAACGGGCAACUGGCAAUUACCAGAGGAGGGAAUGACUGACCUGGAGAGGGCGGGGCUGUCCAGAAAGAGGGCGCGCAAGCUCUUCGCUAAUUUUCCCUAUCUCGGACGCUACUUUGAAGACGUGUCUUUCUCCGAGGUCGAUUCUGAUGGGAAUCCCAUGGGCCUUGUCCUCACUGCAGAGGCGCGGACGUUGUAUCCUGACGACGACGUCCUGCAAGACUCUAUGAACGCGGUCCCUAGCGGCCAGGCGGACUCGACCGUCGUGCGUGUAACAUAGACAAUAUCUAGUCCCGUACCAUUGUGUUU